UUCUGCCGGCUCCGUGGGAGACGGAAAACUACCAGAGGAGGCAGGACGCCAGCUGUAGACACUAGUCGUGUUUCUGCACGGGGAGGAAGACAACUUUCCACAGCCAUAGGCCAGUUUCCUCUUGGAAUCUCGCCCCUCAUUCCCUACCCCCAAAAACUGAGCCUCCCACCCCUGCACCAGGUCCUGCAACACGUUGCUACACUGGUGCAUUCACAAAGGUCCAGAGAGAGGGGCGAGCGGGUUCAUCAUGGCUAGUCUGAGGUUUCACCUGGCCAGCGUUAUGGCACUCGCUGUAUUGACGACACUGCUGAGCCUCAGAGCUGUCAGCGGUGCUCCCUCCAAGUCCGCUGUCGCCAUCAGUCCUUCGAAGGCACAAGAGUUCCUGGCUAAGCUGAACCGGCCCAAAAGAAACGUCUGGGAUCGCAGCCGCCCAGACGUACAGCAGUGGAUUCAGCAGUUCAUGUACAUGGGCUUUGAUGAGCAGAGGCUGGAGACCGACUUGGCGUACUGGUUGGACCAGUCACGAGCAACGGACCAAGGUCGUCAGCACCAUCACGAUGAGAACUCCCCGCAUGCCAACGGCGACCCGGGCAAUUAUAGACACGGCGCCAAUGUAAACUACGACUACUACUAAAACACGCACACGCACACGCAAAGAAGACCAUAUCCCGGAAACAGAGGACGGUGUCUUGAUUAGUAGCCGUUCCCAUUAUCUUACGCGUAGUCUCUUUAAAACAUUAACCUUUACGUAUUAUCUCCUUUUAUUGUGGAGGCUACAUUCAGUUUAAUUGAUUGUUCAACUAAACAUAUCACCUGAUCUUAUACAAAAGUUAUGACGUCAGUGCUGAUUAAAUGCAUGUAAAUAAAACAUCAAUUUUCAAUCA
This is a messenger RNA of Gadus macrocephalus (Pacific cod), 884 nucleotides long. It is a transcript of the gene ecrg4a, whose product is annotated as ECRG4 augurin precursor a. The transcript is spliced from 3 exons. Lineage: Eukaryota; Metazoa; Chordata; Actinopteri; Gadiformes; Gadidae. Gene Ontology annotation, biological process: cellular senescence; anaphase-promoting complex-dependent catabolic process; central nervous system development. The coding region runs from base 248 to 634 and encodes 128 amino acids. The record is from RefSeq and is a predicted model, not a curated record.